GCGCGGUUGACAGCUCGGCGGCGGGGCAGGCGCGGACCCCGGCGGGAGGCGCGGCGAUCGGAGCGCGGGUCUUGGGGCGGGGAUGGGCCGGGGCGAGCGGCGGCGCCGCGGGGCGCCCGCGGACGGCGCUCGGGGAGCGGAGAAGCGGGCCGGGCCCGCGCGGCGGGACGGCCGGGGCGGCGGGAGCCGGGGCGGCCCGGGGCGGCCGGCGCUGGCCGCCGCGGUCCUGGCCUCGCUCGUGCUGCUGAGCCUGGCGGGGCACUGGCUGCUGGGCUGGCACCGCGCGCGCCGCGCCGUCACGCUGCACCCCGCGCCCUCAGCGCUGCCGCCCGACGCCGCCAGCCCCGCCGUGGCCCCCGAGCUCUUCUGGGGCACCUACCGCCCCCAUGUCUACUUCGGCAUGAAGACCCGCAGCGCCAAGCCCCUCCUCACCGGAUUGAUGUGGGCGCAGCAAGGCGCCGCCCCGGGGACCCUUAAGCUCAGGCACACGUGUGAGCAGGGAGACGGCGUGGGUCCCUAUGGCUGGGAGUUCCACGACGGCCUCUCCUUCGGGCGGCAGCACAUCCAGGAUGGGGCCUUGAGGCUCACAACUGAGUUCGUCAAGAGGCCCGGGGGUCAGCACGGAGGGGACUGGAGCUGGAGAGUGACUGUAGAGCCUCAGGCCUCGGGAACCUCUGCCCUCCCUUUGGUCUCCCUGUUCUUCUACGUGGUGACAGAUGGCAAGGAAGUCCUGGUGCCAGAGGCUGGGGCUCCAGGACAGGUGAAGUCCAUCCGUGGACACAGCAGUGAACUUGGUGACUUCCGCUUUACACUUUUGGCACCAACCAGCCCAGGGGAGUCUGCUCCCAAAUAUGGCAGCUACAAUGUCUUUUGGUCCUCCAACCCGGGACUUCCAUUGCUGACGGAGAUGGUGAAGAGUCACCUGAAUCAGUGGUUUCAGCAUCGGCCUCCAGGGGCCUCCCCUGAACGCUACCUCGGCUUGCCAGGAUCACUUAAGUGGAAGGACCGGGACCCAAGGGGGCCAGGACAGGGGCAAGGGCAGUUCUUGAUACAGCAGGUGACCCUAAAGGUCCCCUUCUCUGUGGAGCUGGUGUUUGAGUCUGCCAGUGCUCAAGCCGGAGGCAGCCGUGCCCUGGGCCAACUGGCAGGUAGCCUCUUGACCCAGGCCUUGGAGGAGCACGCUGCGGCCUUUAGCCAGCGCUUUGAGAAGACCUUCCGGCUGCAGGAGAAGGGCCUCAGCCCUGAGGAGCAGGCUCUGGGGCAGGCCGCCCUCAGCGGCCUCCUGGGCGGGAUCGGCUACUUCUAUGGACAAGGCCUGGUGCUGCCAGACCUGGGCGGGGAGGGGUCCGAGCAGAAGGUAGACCCCGCUCUCUUCCCACCUGCCCCUCUUUUCACUGCAGUGCCGUCCCGGUCCUUCUUCCCCCGAGGCUUCCUCUGGGAUGAGGGCUUCCAUCAGCUGCUCGUGCAGCGGUGGGACCCUCAGCUCACCCGGGAGGCCCUAGGCCACUGGCUGGGGCUGCUCAAUGCUGAUGGCUGGAUCGGGCGGGAGCAAGUGCUGGGGGAUGAAGCGCGCGCCCGGGUGCCCCCUGAGUUCCUAGUGCAGCGGGCAGCCCAUGCCAACCCCCCGACCCUGCUUCUGCCCAUCGCCCACAUGCUGGAGCGCGGUGACCUUGGCGACCUGGCCUUCCUCCGCAGGGCCUUCCCCCGCCUGCGGGCCUGGUUCUCCUGGCUCCACGACAGCCAGGCAGGGCCGGAGCCACACUCUUACCGCUGGCGGGGCCGGGACCCCGCCUUGCCAACCCUGUUGAACCCCAAGACACUGCCUUCGGGACUGGAUGACUAUCCCCGGGCCUCGCACCCUUCAGCCACCGAGCGGCACCUGGACCUGCGGUGCUGGAUGGCACUGGGUGCCCGCGUGCUGACGCGGCUGGCAGAGCAGCUAGGGGACGCAGAAGCCGCGGAGGAGCUGCGCCCGCUGGCGGCCUCACUGGAGGCCGAGAAAAGCCUGGCGGCGCUGCACUGGGCCCCCGAGCUGGGCGUCUUUGCCGACUUCGGGAAUCACACGAGAGCUGUGCAGCUGAAGCCUCGGCCCCCGCAGGGGCUGCUGCGCGUGGUGGGCCGGCCCCCGCCUCGCCCACAGUAUGUGGACGCCCUGGGCUACGUCAGCAUUUUCCCCUUUCUCCUGAGGCUGCUGGACCCCGAGUCACCCCACCUUGGGCCCCUGCUGGAGGUCAUUGCUGACAGCCGCCAUCUCUGGAGCCCCUUCGGCUUGCGCUCCCUGGCAGCCUCCAGCCCCUUCUACGGCCAGCGCAAUUCAGAGCACGACCCGCCCUACUGGAGGGGCGCUGUGUGGCUCAACAUCAACUACCUGGCCUUGGGGGCUCUCCACCACUAUGGGCAGCUGGAGGGCCCCCACCAGGCCCAGGCCGCCAAGCUGCACAGCGAGCUCCGUGCCAACGUGGUGGGCAACGUAUGGCGGCAGUACCAGGCCACAGGGUUCCUGUGGGAGCAGUACAGUGACCGGGAUGGGCACGGCAUGGGAUGUCGGCCUUUCCAGGGUUGGACCAGCCUUGUCCUGCUGGUCAUGGCUGAAGACUACUGACGGAAGAUGGAGGUGUCGGCCCCACAUGCCACCUGGACUGGACGGGCAAGGUGCAUCCUUGCGGCCUCCCCCACUCCUUAGGUACUAGGGCUUCCUCAUCUCCAGUGUCACCUGCUGUCAUCCCACACGGCCCUGGGGUGAAUGUGAAUCAGAGUCUAUUUUUUUAAAUAAAUGGAA
Sorex fumeus (smoky shrew) is the source of this 2779-nucleotide messenger RNA. RefSeq names its product mannosyl-oligosaccharide glucosidase (gene MOGS). The coding region runs from base 83 to 2602 and encodes 839 amino acids. The transcript has 4 exons. Gene Ontology annotation, molecular function: Glc3Man9GlcNAc2 oligosaccharide glucosidase activity. Gene Ontology annotation, cellular component: endoplasmic reticulum membrane. Lineage: Eukaryota; Metazoa; Chordata; Mammalia; Eulipotyphla; Soricidae. Gene Ontology annotation, biological process: protein N-linked glycosylation; oligosaccharide metabolic process. The record is from RefSeq and is a predicted model, not a curated record.